UUUCUGAGGAGCACCUGAACGCAGCAGCAGUCAGCGGCGGCGACAUCUAGCGGCCACCAGCGAGAAGGACACGCAGCGUCGUGGUGGUGCAGCAGAGCAGAUCCCGGUCUGACCACAGCUCUGUCCGCACGCACAGCCUCUCUGUCCGCACCGACCCCGCAGACAGGUAGUCAGAGAGCCCGCACGCAGACAGAACAGCCAGCCAUGAGCACGGCGUUUUCCUGACGGCCUCCGUUUACAUCCAGAGAGCAUCUGCGGCUGAAACCUGCGUGAUCUGUCCAUUCACACCGGAGGAGGGAUGUUGAGCACUGCAGCAGACAUGCAGGGCCCGCUCCUCAUCACACUGAUUGCUCUUCUGGCCGGCUGUGAUGCCUUCAGAUUGGGUUCGUCCCAGCGCCUCAUACCACUCAAUCCUCCCGUUGCUCGUGUAGUCCAAGAUGAUGCCCCAGUUCAGCCACACUUCAUCCAGGAAUUAGUCAGAACCAAACGCCAAACAGUCCAUGAGUUAGUGCGAGCCCAGCCUCAUUUGGUUCAUGACAUGGGCUGGCCAGAGAUACAUGAAACAUCCCGUUCCCAGGCCAAGAUGGAUUCCGUUAACUCCUCUCAGUUAAACCCUCCAUCAUCUGCCAGUCAGGAUGUAACCAAGACCCGUCCUGCUGUGGAUGAAAACCUAGAUGUGGAAGAUGAGAUGGAGCGUAUGGUUCAUCUGGUGGUUCCCCAGGACGCAGAAAGCUACAGGGGAAACCCAGAUGCUAUUGACCCACAGAAGGAGCCCUUCCGUGGGCCAGGAGCCGGAGACACCUCCCUGGAGGCGUCUGGCUUCUAUGGAACGGACAUGGAGGACAGAGACAGAGGAGAGGAGGGAGCAGAGGACAGAGAGAGAAGAGGGGGAGAGGACGAGUGGGAGAGAGACACAGGGGAGGACAGAGAGAGGAGAGGGGGAGAUGUAAGAGAAGAGGAAGAAGAGAGGGAAGGAGGAACAGACGACCAUGAUGUCAAAGUAUUGGAUGCCUUAGAGGCCAACCAUACAACUCCAGAUCUGGAUGCUCUGAUUGGCUACAGUCCAUCUUUCCAUCCCUCCAGCUCCAAGCAGCCCAGCAUCUUCCCUCCAGCCGAGGUGCAGGAUUCUGGGGCACAGGAGCAUCGUGCAUCCCCGGUCCUGGAGGUGGGCCCUAGAGAAAGAGACCUGUGGGAGGCAGAAGGGGAGGAAGAUGGUAAUUCCAGUGGCUAUGGAGUCCUCCACUCCUCCAUCACUACAACUAGUACUACAUCUACUGCUACUUCAACUGCUGCUGCUGCUGGUGGUGGAGGCGCUGUAGGAACCGCCACCCCCGAGACUGACACAGGCACAGACUUUGGGCUGCUGGGAAGUUAUACAAAAGAUGAGACAGAGGAUGAAGACACAGAGAGGGAGGAGGAAGAAGAAGAAACUGGUCUGGCACACAAAGGCGUAUUUACCCAGAAUCCCACUGCACCAGAGGUUGGCAUGGCUCCCAGCAGACAGCCCCUGCAGCCCAGCGUGGAGGAAGAGGAGGAGCUGCAACAUGGAGAACAUGAGUUUAGAGGGAUAAGACCAAAAGACAGAGCCGAAGAGGUGGAGGAGGCGAAAUGGAGAAAGAUGGAGGAAGAGGAAACAAGAAUCCGACACAUCGUCCCGCUCACCACAGAUCCCUCCCCCACCAUCGGCUUCACCGACUCGUCCUGGGAUUGGCUGGAAAAGACCACGUCCCUGCUGACCCAGAGGUCAGAGGUCAGGAGAGGUGGAGCCCCAGAGGUCUUCUCACCAGACAGUGAUUUCUUUGAGAUGGAGGAGGCACGACAGGUGGUCUGUUUAAACUGGAGCGAGCUGGUUGGACGAGGCUAUGUCAUCCUCAACAUGACGCAAAACUUGAACUGUGAGGAGUUUCGUGUAGACCAGGGCGUGCGGUUGUUGAAGAUAAUGGAGCGAGUGUUUGCUCGAAGAAUGAACAGCCCAGAGGGAUCGUGGGUAAUCUACCUCAGCAAGCCUACACACCAGCAACACCAGCUGCUGAUGAACGUGGCAUCUGAGAAUGGAGUGAUGGCUACCAAGGAUGUGCUGGGCAUGCUGGGAGAAAUCAGGAAAAAUUUGAAUGAGGUGGGCAUCCAGAACUACAGUGCAGCCAGUAUCUGCGAGUAUCGGCGCAGUCUAACAAGCAGCGACUACGGCAACCUGUUUGUGGUUCUGGUGAUCAUCGGCUCCAUCUGCAUGGUCAUUAUCACGUCUGGAUUUAUAUAUGUGUGCUGGCAAAGACGAUUGCCUGUAGCUAAGACUACGUUCCGUGCGGAGGAACUUCACUUUGUGGAGAACGGUUGCCACGACAAUCCCACGCUGGACGUGGCCAACGACAGUCAGCCUGAGAUGCAGGAGAAGAAGCCGAGUACCAAUGGGCUCGCGGGGGGAGGAGAAGGAGGCAGGGAGGACAGCAAUCGCUGGCAGGUGUUUGUCAAUCAAGCAGCGACUGAGGAGGAAGAAGAGGAGCAGGAUACACAUCUCUGAUGACUGAAGAAGAAGGGGAGAAGGGUUAUGAAGGGUGGGCAUCUUUGAUAGACAGAUGGUAAGUGGAGCCUAGAGGGAAGAAGAAGACAGUAGAGAAAACAGAAGAGAGAAAGUCAAAAAUAAUACAAAAUGUCUGUAGUGGAGAGAAGAGGACAAGACAAGAAGAGGAGGAGAAAAUAAAAAGUAAUUGAUGGGAGUUAAAACAUUUAAAAUUCUAGCAUUGAGGCUAGCAUUAAGGCUAGGAGGAGCAUAGCAGGAGGAGUCACUGGCAUCGUCGUCGAAAUUAGACACCGGGGUACAUAUAUUUUGGACUUCUGAUUGGGAAAGUUGAGACUUUCAUAGAGCUGCAUAUCUUGCUACUACGACUCAAUGUUAUAAAAUGUCACCAUUACAUUUUGUGUGCCUUAUGCUUUUAGCUUUUUGCACUGUGGCUGCACAUGACAAAUAAAACAGGAAACUAGCGACACAAUCAUUGCAUAUAACGCCUUUUUCCCCUUCUAAUGUUUGAAUGUAAAGGAGCUUUUAAAGUUUAAAGCGUCCACAGCUGCAACAUUAGGAACAGUUGCCAUUUUAUUUCACAAAUUCAUUGACAGAAUGGCUCCGACUGGUAGCAGGAAACUGAAAUAAUAGCAAACAAUUGUCCAGCCUCAAAUUUUCUACCCAUCCGCCUGUACUUUUGCUUAAGUAAUAUUUUGAAUGUAACAUUUCAAUGGUAAUGGUGUAUUUUUUCAGUGAGAUUGUUAGUUUUACUUAUGUAAAAGAGCCAAAUACUACUUCUGCCACUGAUGAUUACAUGUAAGAAUUCUUGGUAUUAUUCUAAUAUAUACCAAAUAUACCAAAAGAUAUUACAGCUUCAGUCUAUGGUUUACCCCGAUAUCUGACUCCAGAGACAACAGCGACUCCUCUUAGCUACUCCUCCAAAUCAAUGAACAAGAAGUAGCAACUUUGAAAGUAAGGUUUGGGCACUUUAUUGAUUUCUCUUGGAAAUAGUGACUAUCAUCAUUGAAAUGCUGCAUCAUGUUAAAUGUAAUACAUACAGUAACUGAAAUAUCUCUAUUUUACUCAUAGGAAUGUUUGUAACUGCUGAGGAUGUUUACUCUACACUCUACAACCAGUCAUGUGAUCGCUAUUCUUGUGUCCUGUUAGCCUAAUAUGCUUUUUUUAAUAGUGUUGGAAUGGCUGCUGUAUGUUCCCGGCUAAAUUUUGAGGCUAUGACACAUGGGCAACAUUUAGAGGCCAAAAGCACGAAAACAGUUAGUUACAGUGUUGAAGUCAAGUCACCAAACCAAGUCCAAGUAGAGCCCCAAGUCUUCAAUGUUUUAUGUUUAAAUCUGAGUCACCAAGGACAUUUCCGAAUCGCUAUGAUCACGUUCCCAUCGCCUCGAUCACAACAGUCAUGUCUGAAUCACUACUGCCAUGUCUGAGUCUCUUCAGUUGUGUCCGAAAUUGCUGUGGUCAUGUCCGAGUCAAGUUUGAGUCACUGUGAUCAUGUCUGGGUCAUGCCUCACAGUACAUUUACAUUUAUUCAUUUAGCUGACGCUUUUAUCCAAAGCAACUUACAAUUGCUAUAACAGAGGUCGCACACCUCUGGAGCAACUAGGGGUUUAGUGUCUUGCUCAGGGACACAGUGCUGGACGUGUCACAGUAGUGAGUUGAACCUGGAUCUCUCACACCAAAGGCGUGCAUCUUAUCCACUACGCCAUCAACCCCCCCAUAUAAAAUUGAAAGCAAUUAUCACUGCUGGCGGCUGCGGGAUACAAACCCACGACUGGAAUAAGAGGUGCUGCUCCAGAGAAUGAUGCCUAACGAAUCGAGCCACCAGUCAGCUUUGGUCAUGUGAUCUUGUCUGUGCCACUAUGAUCAUGUCCUAGUCACUAUGAUCUUGUCUGUGCCACCAUGAUCAUGUCCUAGUCACUAUGAUCUUGUCUGUGCCACCAUGAUCAUGUCCUAGUCACUAUGAUCUUGUCUGUGCCAUUAUGGUCAUGUCCUAGUCACUAUGAUCUUGUCUGUGCCACCAUGAUCAUGUCCUAGUCACUAUGAUCUUGUCUGUGCCAUUAUGGUCAUGUCCUAGUCACUAUGAUCUUGUCUGUGCCAUUAUGGUCAUGUCCUAGUCAUUAUGAUCUUGUCUGUGCCACCAUGAUCAUGUCUUAGUCACUAUGAUCCAGUCCGAAACCCCAUGGCCGUGUCCUAGUCACUAUGAUCUUGUCUGUGCCAUUAUGGUCAUGUCCUAGUCACUAUGAUCUUGUCCGAGCCACCAUGAUCAUGUUCUAGUCACUAUGAUCUUGUCCGAGCCACCAUGAUCAUGUCUUAGUCACUAUGAUCUUGUCCGAGCACCUAUGGUCAUGUCCUAGUCACUAUGAUCUUGUCCGAGCACCUAUGGUCAUGUCCUAGUCACUAUGAUCUUGUCCGAGCCACCAUGAUCAUGUUCUAGUCACUAUGAUCUUGUCUGUGCCAUUAUGGUCAUGUCCUAGUCACUAUGAUCUUGUCUGUGCCAUUAUUGUCAUGUCCUAGUCACUAUGAUCAUGUUCUAGUCACUAUGAUCUUGUCCGAGCCCCUAUGGUCAUGUCUUAGUCACUAUGAUCUUGUCCGAGCCACCAUGAUCAUGUCUUAGUCACUAUGAUCUUGUCUGUGCCACUAUGGUAAUGUCUUAGUCACUAUGAUCCAGUCCGAGCCCCCAUGAUCAUGUCCUAGUCACUAUGAUCUUGUCCAAGCACCUAUGGUCAUGUCCUAGUCACUAUGAUCUUGUCUGUGCCACCAUGAUCAUGUCUUAGUCACUAUGAUAUUGUCCGAGCCCCUAUGGUCAUGUCCUAGUCACUAUGAUCUUGUCCGAGCCCCUAUGGUCAUGUCCUAGUCACUAUGAUCUUGUCCAAGCACCUAUGGUCAUGUCCUAGUCACUAUGAUCUUGUCUGUGCCACCAUGAUCAUGUCUUAGUCAUUAUGAUCUUGUCCGAGCCCCCAUGGUCAUGUCUUAGUCACUAUGAUCCAGUCCGAGCCCCCAUGGCCGUGUCCUAGUCACUAUGAUCUUGUCUGUGCCGCUAUGGUCAUGUUCUAGUCACCGUGAUCUUGUCCGAGCCCUUAUGGUCAUGUCCUGGUCACUAUGCUGUUGUUUGUGCCACUGUGGUCACGUCUGAAUCACUGUGAUCAUGACUGACUAACCCACACUUGUAUGUCCAAAUAAAGUUGCAAGUGAUCAAACAUGGGACUUGUACUGGACUUGAAAAAUGAAGGGUGCUGUUACCAAACUGUCAUAUACAGUAAUAUCACACAUCAGAUGGACAUAAAUAAUUUGAGAUAUGUUUUAUCUGAUUCUUAGUAAGACAUGCUAGCUGACUCAAAUUGCUGUUCAGUUAACAGGAAUGGAGAUAUUUGCUGGCAGCAAUGUAUAAUGCUGUUUUUGUGUUUGUUUACUUUUAUUCAGAUUGUUUUUUACGAUUUUGUUCCUGCAGUUGUCAGUCUCCAUUCCUGUUACAGGUUGUAUUGCCCAUCUGCAUUUAAUCAAGAUGUUGCCUGCGUGUCAGCUCUUUUACCCUGACCUUUCGCGAUGUAACAAUACUGUAUAAGGCUUCACUAUAAACUAAGCUGAUUGAUAUGCACUUUGUCCAUUAAACAGGAUUUAGGGGACUGACGGCUGUCCAUCCUGAAUACCUUAAAUGACUACCUGCAAUGUAGAUCUGUUUCCGAGAGCACAAGAUACAGGCAGGACACAGCCCCCUUGUCCUUCACUGAAAGACAGAAUAGAUGAGCAUGUCGCUUUCAGCUCUGCAGCGGGCACCAAUGUAACAAAACCUACAGCUUCUGUUGCUUUUAUUUGAUGAAAGUCUGUAUGAUGGAGAUGGAGAGAAAUUUUGUGGCUUUCUGAUCAUUUAAAUUUGUUUUCACUGAUGUUUUCUUUUCAGAAUCUAAAGGCAGCCUUGUGUGUUUGCAUUUGUUAGCGGUGCUAGUGCAAGUCAAUGGGGAUUCAGCUGUAGCAAAAAAACAAGUGACCCUUCAUUUGUAUAAAGAUUACAAGUUUAGUAUCCUGGUAAGAUUUUUCCCAGGUUUCCCAAUUUUCUUUAAUUCAUUCCAGGUAUUUUAUUUCUAUUAUUAUUUCUAUCUAUUUAUAUGCAUUUUCAUCGCAAACUAACUCUUUUGGUUGUCUGUGUAAUAAGUUAAAGGUGAGAAUAAAGUUUGGAGAAAAUAUGA
Molecule: messenger RNA, 6699 nt
Organism: Micropterus salmoides (largemouth bass)
Lineage: Eukaryota; Metazoa; Chordata; Actinopteri; Centrarchiformes; Centrarchidae
Gene: podxl2
Product: podocalyxin-like 2
Exons: 13
Coding region: 299-2518 (739 amino acids)
Source: RefSeq, a predicted model, not a curated record